Messenger RNA from Fragaria vesca subsp. vesca, 1762 nucleotides. RefSeq lists its product as uncharacterized. The coding region runs from base 60 to 1550 and encodes 496 amino acids. Lineage: Eukaryota; Viridiplantae; Streptophyta; Magnoliopsida; Rosales; Rosaceae. The transcript is spliced from 2 exons. The record is from RefSeq and is a predicted model, not a curated record.
CCAGAGAGAGAGAGAGAGAGAGAGAGGUAGAGAGAAUAAUAAUAAGGACGACGGUAGUCAUGGGCUUCACAGCCAAGCCUAAGAGUCCUAGCACCAGCACCUCCUCGUCCGGCGACAACUGGGGAAUGGGUUUACUUCUAGUCUUCUUCCCUGCAGAUAACUCCGCCAACGCCAUUGUUGAUAAAACCAACAAGCUCUUCUCUUCUUCUUCUUCUAGUUCUGCGUCUUCUUCAGCAACUUCCUCUCCCUCUUCUUCCUUCAUCAAACGAACCAAUUCCAACAACGUUCUUCUCUCCAAAGCCCAGUCCACCAUUUCCAUCUGUGCGCUUUUAGUUUUCAUCACCCUCCUCCUCUUCACCCUCUCCACCUUCGAACCCAGCUCCAAAACCCACCCCUUCUCCACCGCUUCCAGAAGAUUUCUCUCAUCCCAGAAUUCCAACAAACCCAACAGCAGCCGUAACCAGUUCGCUCUCCAGAGAAUGGGGACUUUGUACAGGCGCGGGACUAAGGCCAUGACCGAUCUCGUCGUGGGUCAUGUAGACGUGGACGUCACCGAACCAGAGCUCCGACUAUUUCUCAGACUCUUGCACAGGUCCGGCCUCACCGCUCGCGCCGACAUCGUCUUCAUCUUCGCCUCAUCAAAAUUCCGGUCAGCAAUCCAAGAGGAGAACGAGUACUUCCUAAACCUCGUCCGCCGUCACAGAGAAUCGAACUCCACGACAUCGACGAGUCAAACUAACCAUAAACCCGGUUCUAGUUCGAGUUCCGGUUUCGAUGUCAGUCAGUUUCUCAAACUUGGGAAGAAGGAAACUGAAGAGCCGCUGUGGGGCAAGAAGAGCAGUAUACACAGCAAUUCCAGUGAUGAAACGGACCAGGCCGAGUCGACUCAGUUGAUCUACGGCUCGGUGGUGGGGUUCGAGGUGGGCGAGCUUGACCCGGAGAACUCGCUGAGGGGGUUCCUAGACCAUGUGGCGCCAAUGAGUCUAAGAAGGUGGGCUUGUUACCCGAUGCUACUCGGCCGCGUGCGGCGGAACUUCAAGCACAUAAUGCUCGUCGACGUCAAGAACUCGGUCGUACUCGGCGACCCACUAGGCCGAGUCAGGCACAAGAGCGCCGAGUCAGUCCUGCUGUCCACAAUGCCCAACAAGCAUUGCAGCAAGAAAAUCUCGGACCCAACUCAGUCCCAUUGCCCCGUUAACUCGGCAGUCAUCACCGGCGGCGCUCGCGGAAUUCGGCGAAUGUCAACCACGGUGUUAACGGAAAUCGUCAGAGCGGCCAUGCAGCAGCAGCAGCAGCAGAGGAAGAGGAAGACCCCGGUUACCGAGUCGGGGAUUCUGAGUCAACUCGUUGGGAACCAGUUCAUAUCGAAGAACAUCAAUUUGGUCACGUCCACCGACUCGAUUCCGGACCCGAAUUCAGUGGCACCUGGGUUGCUUUUAUCCCACGCAGUAAUUCAACGCGGUAAUAGUAAUCAUGAUGAACUUAAUUCAAUUAUCAUGAAGCAAAUUUGUUCUUCAGAAAUAGAUUCUUCUGUCUAUAGGGAUUGUUAGUAAAACAAAUAAACAAUAAGUGCAAAGGAAUAGAAAUCUUUAUUAAGAUAUUGUCCAGAAAAAAAUUGUUCUCUUUCUUAUUCUCUCCAUGACUCCAAAUUUUGUUGUUACUUGUUUAUAAUAUAAACUUUAGCAAUAAAUUACAUUCUUUGGUGUAAUUUUGUAUGAUUGAAUUCAUCAAGAAACUAUUACCCUUUUUGGCUUUGAGCCCC